Saprolegnia parasitica CBS 223.65 is the source of this 891-nucleotide messenger RNA. RefSeq lists its product as hypothetical. The transcript has a single exon. The record is from RefSeq and is a predicted model, not a curated record. The coding region runs from base 11 to 826 and encodes 271 amino acids. Lineage: Eukaryota; Oomycota; Saprolegniomycetes; Saprolegniales; Saprolegniaceae.
GAAAGGCAACAUGGUCGACCUGGUCAUGUGGGGCCCGUGCCUCAUCAUGGCCACCAUCGGAGGCAUCGUCGCCUUCUUCGCGGACGUGCUGCUACUGUACGUGACGUACCCCUUUGACGGCUCGCCAGCGACCUUUGGCGUCCUCGGCGCGCUGCUCAUGUCGUGCGUGGACAACACGGUCUUGUACAUCGCGUACGUUUGCGCGACGCUCCGCGCGACGAAAGACCACAUGUCCAACCGCUGCAUCAUGUUUGCCAUGAGCCGCGCGGGCGCUGGCUACGCGCUGCUCCUGCUCCUCGUGCUGGGCUUCUACAUGGCGUGGUACGGCGACGUCUCGCUCGUCUACGUCGGCUUUGUCCUGCUCGAUGGUCUCAAUGUGACCAUGUGCUCGUUCCUCAUUGGCCUGUGGCUCUGCGUGCGCAAGAAGCACAAGCACGUGGCCCGUCCGACCGUGCCCACCAAGAUGGAAAAACUCUGCAUGAACAGCGUGCUCUGGCCGUCCGUCGCGAUCCGCUACGUCUACUACCUCGUCGCGUUUAGCUUUGUAUUUCUCGAGAAAGGACCGCAGUCAACGAACGUGACCAUCGGUGUCUACGUCGGCCUCAACGUGGCUUUCAACAUUGGCGUGGCCAUUGGCAUGCGCUCGUUUCGGCGCAAGGUGCAUCGCGAUGCCAAGGCGCUUGAAAACACCCGACCAGAAGCAAACGCAGAUGUAUCGGUGGUCGACGAAGACGAUCGAAGCGGCGCACACGCAGCAUUGGACGUCCACGGUGCCAUCGAGAACGACGACCCCGCCUACGGGUCGGACGACGACGCGCUCCCGUGACGCGUCCAUCGUCGACGACGGAUAGUUUUUAUACACGUUUCAACGUACAUUUUGAUCGUUGUAGC